AGUGAAACGUCCAAUUUAGUCAACAAAAACACGCGACUUUCAGUACACUGUUUAUCUCUAAAUUUUCCUUGGAAAACUCGAGAAAAUGGACUCUGGGGUGGAAAAUCAGAAGAUAUUUUGUGUGCCUGGACAGAGAUUGUGCUGUGCGGAUGAAAAUACAGUGGCCGGACACGGAACUUACGAGAGAGGAGAUGGCUACAUUUACACAGUGUUAACCGGCCAAGUCAAUAUAUGGAAAGAAAAAUCGACAACUUUCAUAGAGGUAAAGCCACUGGGAAUGGAGACAAUUGUGCCAACUGUUGGGGAUGUUGUAACAGCGAAAAUAACAGUUGUGAAUCAGCGAUUUGCAAAAUGCCUCAUCUUUAGUGUUGGCCACAAAAUCCUCAACAGAAGUUAUCGCGGAGUGCUGAAGAAGGAGGACAUCAGAGCAGCUGAGAGGGACAGUGUGGAGGUACAAAAGUGCUUCCGUCCAGGAGAUGUUAUCUUGGCAAGAGUGAUGCCGCAGACGGAAUUGCACCACUAUCAGCUGACAACGGCGGAGAAUGAGCUCGGAGUGGCGAUGGCGAUAUCAAAGAAUGAUUCAACGGGAGUUGUUCCGAUGGUUCCUAUCAGUUGGGACGAGAUGCAAUGCCCUGAGACUCUGAUGAAGGAACCACGGAAAGUGGCGCGUGUGGUUUCCACGAACUAUUGUUUACCAGAUUUGCCACGAAAAGAUUAAAUGU
This is a messenger RNA of Phlebotomus argentipes, 722 nucleotides long. It is a transcript of the gene Csl4, whose product is annotated as exosome complex component CSL4. Gene Ontology annotation, cellular component: cytoplasm; nuclear exosome (RNase complex). Lineage: Eukaryota; Metazoa; Arthropoda; Insecta; Diptera; Psychodidae. Gene Ontology annotation, biological process: RNA processing. The transcript has 3 exons. The record is from RefSeq and is a predicted model, not a curated record. Bases 86 to 718 code for a protein of 210 amino acids. Gene Ontology annotation, molecular function: RNA binding.